CAGUGUGCAGUGUGCAGCGUGCAGCGUGCAGAACACAGAGGCAGGCUAGGCUUACGGGCAGUCAGCGCUCCACUAAUAUCACCACUAAUCUAUCUACCCUUUCCCCCUCCUCAUCAUCAUCAUCGACAGCUGUUGUCAGUCAGCCAGUGUCAGCCUCUUGUUCUCGCCAAUUGCCAUAGAUCGAUACUGUCUGAGUGAGAAAGAGUCGGGCACGCUUUUUGGUGAAGCCUACGUACUCGCAAGCAGGGAUUCGGCCGGUGAUGAGCAAACGCUAAAGCAUCAUAGCGGCCCGGGAAAGUGGUAGCACGGUAUCAUGAACCUCAAUCUGCCGGUUCGGUCGUCGCCGAGCCAGAGGAACCAGGCGAGCAGGAAUUACUUCACGGGCUAUACCCCGCCGCCCUCGACCGAAGCCAUCAAUGGUCCUCUCCGAGAGCCGGCUCGAGAGUUGACGCAGGCUAACGAUCGUCUCAUCGUGGGCGUCGACUUUGGCACCACUUUUUCAGGGGUUGCUGCUGUAUAUACCUCAACUCCUGAUGAUGUUGAAAUCAUCAAGACAUGGCCCGGGGGGAACGGUAUAACAUCAGACAAGGUCCCUACCGAGAUUUCAUACACAACCCCCACAGACGCCGCUCCUAACACAACGCCUACUACGAAAUGGGGUUUUCAAUUCAAGCCCGAGGAGUCACGGCUGCGGUGCAUUAAGCUGUUUUUAGACCGCUCUCAAAAGCUACCGUUCUACGUGAGCCCUCAAGAGACGGCCACGCAGCUGAAAACGUUUAAUAAGACCGUCAUUGACGCGGUAAGCGACUAUCUGACCGAGAUAUACAAGCACACUAUGGACACCCUCACGAGGAGAUAUGGCGAGUCAUUCAUGGCAUCGACGAAAGUUGAAUUCGUCUUAACUUGCCCUGCCGUAUGGUCAGACGCGGCCAAGAACACCACUUUACAGGCCGCGGAGAGAGCCGGUAUGGGCUCCAAAUCGGAAAUACAAAUGAUUAGCGAGCCGGAAGCAGCAGCAGUAUACACGCUCAAAGCAAUCCAACCGAACCACCUCAAUGUAGGAGAUAACUUUAUCGUCUGCGACGCAGGCGGCGGAACAGUAGACUUAAUCGCUUACAAGGUCAUAUCCUUAAAACCACUCAGAGUAGAGGAGUCUGCUGUGGGAACCGGUGGCUUGUGCGGGAGCGCAUUCCUCAACUAUAGGUUCGAGGAACACGUCCGCGGCCGACUCGGCCACACGCGCUUCGACGAGAUGAAGUUGAAGAAGGCCAAGACGUGGCAAAUGGGGCUAAAGUACUUUGAGGAAUUCGUAAAACGGAACUUUAAUGAAGAUGAGCACCAGGAGGUGAAUGUCCCAUUCCCAGGAUUACCAGAUGACGAGGAAGCCCGUCUUGAUUCCGGAUUCCUGAUCUUGACCGCGGCGGAGAUCAAGGACAUCUUCGAGCCCGUCGUCAAGGAGGUCUGUGACCUCGUGCAGGGCCAGGUCGACGGGCUGCGCAACAAAGGCGGCAUCGUGUCCGGUAUCGUGCUUGUUGGCGGUUUCGGGCAGAGCGAAUACCUCUAUAAGCGCUUAAAGGGACACUUCACGAGCGGAGCGCCACCACCCUACUCCGAGCGUCCUACUCACGCCAUGGCUCGCGCCAUUGGAGAGAACGGAUCCAUCGAGGUCAUGCAGCCGCUGUACGCCUGGACGGCCGUCGUGCGUGGUGCGGUUCUGCGCGGCCUCGAGGGGAACAUGGUCAUCAGUAGAAAGUCACGCAUGCAUUAUGGAACGUCGUAUGCUACGGUGUACAAUGAGGAGAAGCACAGUGUCAGCGAGAGAUACUGGAGUCCAUUGUGGGAGCGUUGGAUGGUCAGUGAUCGGAUGCAGUGGCAUAUUACCAAGGGCGAAGCCAUCUCUCCUCUAUCACCCAUAGCCUUCCACUACACGCGCAAUUUCCGUCCCGGACAAUCCCUCGUUGUAACAGAUGACUUGAUCGCGUCCGACGCCGACGAGCCACCCGUGGCGUACAGCCGCGACCUCGUGCACGUGUGCACUCUAACGACAGACCUCAACGCCGUCCCGCGAUCACUGUUCACGCGCCUGACGACGACCCGCGGCGUCGAGUUCGACAACCUCGACUUCACGCUCGAAAUGAUCGUCGACAGCGCAGGCCUCGGGUUCGAGCUCAAAGUAGACGGCGUCCGGUAUGGACGCGUGGAGGCCGAGUUUCAUUAACAUCUACCUACUUGGGGAGCGAGGAAUAGGGAUCAAAUUCUAAUUUGCAUGGUUCGAAAACUGGAGUUAUU
This is a messenger RNA of Xylaria bambusicola, 2289 nucleotides long. Its product is annotated as actin-like ATPase domain-containing protein. Bases 314 to 2218 code for a protein of 634 amino acids. The record is from RefSeq and is a predicted model, not a curated record. The transcript is spliced from 5 exons. Gene Ontology annotation, molecular function: ATP-dependent protein folding chaperone; ATP binding. NCBI's taxonomy places the organism in Eukaryota, Fungi, Ascomycota, Sordariomycetes, Xylariales, Xylariaceae.